AUGCCGUUUGCGUUUUGCACGAGGGCGAAGAAAUGGUGUGAGUUUGCAGUUGAUGGUGAAUCAACAAAGUUURUUCAAGGAUAUGCCAAAGAGUAUAACAUGGUGAUUGUGAGUCCUAUUCUCGAAAGAGAUAUCGAUCACCGUGAAYUUCUUCGGAAUACCGCUGUGAUUAUAGGGAAUAAUGGAAAUAUCAUUGGCAAGCAUCGAAAGAAUCACAUACCGAGGGUCAGAGAUUUUAACGAGAGCACGUAUUACAUGGAAGGAGACACGGGCCAUCCUGUGUUUGAGACGGUGUUUGGGAAAAUUGUAYUCAACAURUGUUAUGGACGACACCAUCCUUUAAAUUGGUUAGCUUUUSGUCUAAAUGGUGCCGAGAUUGUCUUCAACCCUUCAGCAGCUUGA
Arabis nemorensis is the source of this 402-nucleotide messenger RNA. Lineage: Eukaryota; Viridiplantae; Streptophyta; Magnoliopsida; Brassicales; Brassicaceae. The record is from the annotation of a GenBank genome assembly.